Molecule: messenger RNA, 1709 nt
Organism: Tigriopus californicus
Lineage: Eukaryota; Metazoa; Arthropoda; Copepoda; Harpacticoida; Harpacticidae
Product: extended synaptotagmin-3-like
Exons: 9
Coding region: 88-1575 (495 amino acids)
Molecular function (GO): lipid binding
Source: RefSeq, a predicted model, not a curated record
ACUUGCGAACCUGAAUCAGCUGUUGGUUAGGCCUCUUUGUACUCAGUUCAAGUCUCAGGUGGAUUGAGUUGCUUGAGUGAACCCAUCAUGAUUUCCGUUGAAUCUCCAGAACAGCAAGAGGAAUGUGUCAGGAUUAUUUAUAAUGAAUUGGCACCAAGGUUCAAUGAGUUUGGUUCGACCGUUCUUCAUGAGCAGAUUCAACCUGUGGUUCAACAUGCCUUGGAUUCUUCCACCAAAGAAGUGGAUGAGAAUCAGAUUGGAGGUCCGGAUGGUCGACGAUUCCAGUUCACGGAUACAAAUUUAGGGGUCACUCCGCCCAGAAUCUCGGACAUAAGGGCCCAUUCCAGGUCACAUUCAGACGACGGACAGAAGAAGGAUGCCGUGAUAGUGGAUUUCAAGGUUUCUUACCUGGGGGAUUGCAACCUUCAAGUUCGCUUAUUGGGCAUUCGUGGUGGAGUCAGAGAUGUUCAAAUUGAAGGACGAGCUCGUUUGGUUAUGACGCCAACCCUUGGCACCCUUCCGUUUGUGGGUGGGUUCCAAUUGUGUUUUUUGGAUGAGCCUAAGAUCGAUUUCGAUAUGGAGGGUCUAGCAAACAUUUGUGAUUGGCCAGGCCUCCGAAGAAAGGUGAGGAAAGAGAUCUUGGAAGACACUGCCAAACGUUGCGUGUACCCGAAUCGUAUUAGUAUUGGAAUGGGUGUGGCUCAAGCAGAUGUGAGAUUGGUCAAAGGCUUCAAUCCUGAAGGAGUCCUUUUUGUUCGAGUGGUGCGUGCUAGCGACUUGCCUAAGAAAGGUGGAUUCAGAUCUUUGAUCAACCAAGAUAAACCGGACACAUACAUCAAAGUGUCUCUGGGUGCAAUGCAUCACUUGACUUCUGUGGUGAAGAACGAUUGCAACCCAGAAUGGCCAAUUGAGCAAUGGGCCGAAUUUCCAUUGGAGACCAUGGAGGGUCAUUAUGUGAUUCUGAAGGCCUACGAUGAAGAUUCAUUGUCCAGGGAUGAAUUUUUGGGACGAUCAGCCCUAACUGUCAAGGACAUUCUGCUCGAACCUUCGGUGACCACCUCAUUUAUUGGAGACGAGAGUGAAAAAUCCAAGUACGAUGAGGUGUCUGGGGACGUUACCAUCGAAGCUCGUUGGAUGCCCUUUUUCCCUGAAGGGCCACAUGAGUCGAUCUUGCCCAAUCAAGGUUCAGUGGCAUAUUGCUCAGUGUUCAUUUACUCUGUCAAUAACCUGAUUGAAAAUCUCAACUUGGCCAGCUUGGAAUCUGGUCUCCCGACAACGCGAUUGGUGAUUGCUUACGGCGAGAAGAAGUUUAAAAGUUCUUGGGAAAAGAACGAUCCUCAUCCUCGAUACGAGACCGGGGGUCAUUUCUUGUUAAAAUACCACGAAAUCGAGGACAGCGGAGUUGUUACAGUGUCUAUCGUAACCAAGGAUGAUGUUGUGAUGAGUGAAGUUAGCUUGCCCAUUCAAGCCAUGAUUCACGAGCCUUUGAGGAAAAAGAUGGUUCAGAUCGAACCCGACCUGAAACCUCAUCUCACCAUGACUUUGUCGGCGGAUGUGAAAUUCCUCCGAAUGUGAUUUUUUAAAAUGACUUUUAUCUUAUUGCUUUAAUGUUUGGCCUCCAAUUCUGCUAACAUCUUUAACCAUGAACUAACAUAGAAAUACGAAAGUCUGUUUUUAUUUACAAAUAAAGUUAUUUACCAGUACACACA